This is a messenger RNA of Komagataella phaffii GS115, 399 nucleotides long. RefSeq lists its product as hypothetical. NCBI's taxonomy places the organism in Eukaryota, Fungi, Ascomycota, Pichiomycetes, Pichiales, Pichiaceae. The record is from RefSeq and is a predicted model, not a curated record. The transcript has a single exon. The coding region runs from base 1 to 399 and encodes 132 amino acids.
AUGGACCCUACCAAUAUAGACUCCUUUCUAUCUCGGUUGAAGCCAGACUUGGUACGGCUAAAGUCGCUCCGGGAAUCCCUUGGAACGGAUUCCAACGACUGCAAAGACGAGCAGACCAUAACAAAUACCAUCCAGAAUCUCAUCUCCAACACAGAAACUAUCAUCAAACAAAUAAACUAUGAACUCAACGUUAAGCUCAAAAACACAGCCAAAAUCUACAACAUAAUCAAGAACUGCCAGCUUUCUAAUACAAAGGAGUUUGUGUGGAACUCUGAUCUUCUUACCACCAAGUUCAUUCUAGAUUUCAACAAAAAACACAAUGAACAUCCUCAUGAGGAGAUUGACCUUCGACAGUUGUUGGCCCCCAAAAAACACUUUAUGACUUACGAGACAAAAUAG